Messenger RNA from Suillus subalutaceus, 294 nucleotides. RefSeq lists its product as uncharacterized. The transcript is spliced from 2 exons. The record is from RefSeq and is a predicted model, not a curated record. NCBI's taxonomy places the organism in Eukaryota, Fungi, Basidiomycota, Agaricomycetes, Boletales, Suillaceae. The coding region runs from base 1 to 294 and encodes 97 amino acids.
AUGUCCUUAUCAGAUGGCGCUCAUCGUGCUGUCACCUUACGAGUACUUGCGAAACGAGCACGCAAGAGCGCAGAUUCUCAACAUUUUGUAGGUCGACGCAAGCGGGCCAAGAUUGUGGAGCCUGAACAAGUGACCCGUCCUGAUGACGAGCCUCCUCUCCAUCCUGAUGACGAACCUCCUCUCCCUCCCGACAACGAAACUCCGCUCCCUCCCGAAAACGAACCUCCUCUCCCUCCUGACAACGAACCUUCUCUCCCUCCAGAACAUGAGCACCCCAAAUUGAGUUGGUACUAG